Notodromas monacha is the source of this 1054-nucleotide messenger RNA. NCBI's taxonomy places the organism in Eukaryota, Metazoa, Arthropoda, Ostracoda, Podocopida, Cyprididae. The record is from the annotation of a GenBank genome assembly.
UGUUUUAUUCACCAGGGUUGGAGUAAGUGCGGAAAAUUGUGGUAUUCUUGUCGGAAUGCCUGAACCCGAAUUGAGAAUGAAAUCCACUUGGGCUGACGAGGUCGAAGAGGGAGAUUCGACUGAGCUCCCCGGGCAAUCGAUCACGUGGGAUAAAGAUGUGAAAACUGUCGUUGAAUACAAGCGUAAUGACGACGGGAAGAAAGUCAAGGUUAUCCGUCAGUUCAGAGUUGAGACGAAGAAAGUACUGAAAGCAGUAGCUCGCAGAAGAACCUUGAAAAAGUUUGGUCAAUCCAAAGACGAUGGCGCAGGGCCCGAUCCUGCGACUACUGUUCCAGCGGAAGAAGUGUUUAUGCAAUUCGUCACGAAUAAGGAAUUCGACGACCAACAAAACGCGGAUGGACUGAUGAAGCUGAAACAGCAGAGCUUCGUCCGAUGCCGUAUCUGCAAGCAAGAGCAUUGGACUUCCAGUUGUCCAUACAAGGACAAGUUGGGAGAAGUACCGAUUCUGACCGGUGCAAAGCCCAAGGACGAAAAACCUGCUCUUGGUGCAGACGAGAAGGCUAAGCCUGGGAAAUACAUUCCUCCGCUGAGACGUGAAGGUGGAAUGAAAGCCGGAGAAUCCAUGAGCAGUCAUAGAAAAGAUAUGGAUCUGUAUACCAUCCGAGUGACCAAUUUGUCGGAAAGUGCACGUGAAGGAGAUCUUCAAGAGUUAUUCAAGCCCUUUGGAUCGAUUAGCAGAGUUUUCCUCGGCAAAGACAAGAUUUCUGGAGCAUCCAAGGGGUUUGCAUUCGUUAGCUUCAAUCGUCAGGAGGAUGCUGCGAAGGCCAUCAAGGCAGUCAACGGACAUGGUUACGAUCACUUGAUUUUGAGCGUGGAAUGGUCGAACUAUCUUUUCUGUAGUAGACAACCGACGAUUUUUAAAAGGGGCAUAAAAGUGCUGGGACUGGAUCUUUUAUUGGACCGAGCGAAACUUCUUCGGCGAAUGUCGACACUGGAAGCAUAUAUAAGAAGUCUUGCCUUGUUUGACCGGCUUGACGAAUCAGAACGAGAUUGA